UCUCCUGUCGCUUCCGUAAAAUGCAGUCAAGGCGAUCUAAAAUAGUCCCUUUCUUUGGUUAAAUUGUGAACGUGAACGUUCCCUUUUCAUUUGAUUGUCUUUGUGCUGUUACUUUCGUUUUAAACGUUUAAAUUGAAACCUGGCCCGAUACGAAUAGUUUCCUUUAGCUCUUGUUGGAGCAGCCGGAGACCAUCUGACGGACUGCGUCUUAAAGAAAAGUUUCUGAAAGAUUUAGUAAAAAUGUCUAGAGUCCAAAUGCUGAGAUGUUUAGUGAACCAGAGACUGACUGCGGCUGUUGAAGAGGUAUUUGAGCUUUUUGAAAGAACUAUAGCAGAAUAUGAGGAGCAGCUUAGUCGAUCAAAAGAGGAAAACGAGCGACAACAAAAACUACUGGAGGCUGUCACCAACCCUGAUGUCCAGUUACACGGAACGGAAGUCCAGAAACUGACAGUAAGAAAAGAAGAGGUUCAACCUGAGCUGCAGGAAAGGAGCACCAAUGUAAACCAGGAAGAGCCACCUGAACCAGCACACAUUAAAGAAGAACAGGAGGAAAUGUGGAGCAAUCAGGAGAAAGAGCAGCUACAAGGAGUAGAGGGGGCUGACUUCAGCAUGUUCACAUUCACCCAUUUCCCUCUGAAGAGUGAAGACGCAUAUGUAGAGAAGCCGCAGUCCUCACAUCUUCACAAAAACCAAACAAAAGAGGAAAGAGAUACAGAAAAUUUGAAAACAGAAGCUGAAGGAAUGCACUGUGGAGGAUCAGAAGACUUUAAUCCAGACAGUCAUUUACAGCCGGUCACUUCUGACAAGACUUUACAUCUUCCUAGGUUUGAUACUGAUCAUAGCUGUGAUUGGGAGAGGCAUGAUGAGCCUCAGGAAGGUUUAAACCCUCUGCAGAACAAAGGCGUAUCUUUCAGUGAUAUGAUUUAUAACACUGGAAAUACAUCAGUUAGCCUGUCUGAAUGUGCUCUAAGUUUUGGACAAAACAAACAUCUGCAGGAGCGCAAAGGGGUUCACUUAGCAGAGAGACCAUUUUGUUGCUCAGUUUGUAGUAAAAGAUACCCAAGUAAGACACUUUUGCAAAGGCACAUGCAACGUCAUUCAGUAGUUAAGCCUCACAGCUGCUCAGUUUGUAAGAAGAGUUUUAUCAGGAGAGCAGAGCUUGUGAUCCACAUGAGAGUCCACACAGGAGAGAAACCAUUCAGUUGCCUAAUUUGCGGUAGAAGAUUCACAACAAGUGGAUCUCUAAAGAGUCAUUCCAUUCUUCAUACAGGGGAGAAACCAUUUAGUUGCAAUCUUUGUAAGAGAAAAUUCACAUGGCUAAGGUCUGUCAAAAUACACAAGUGCAUUUUAAAGACCAGCAACAGUUAAUAAAUCCCUUGAGAUACUCAAAGUGGACAGCCAAAUCUGACAUUUACUGUUUUCAAUGUGAUAUGAUUUCUGAAGGACUUGAAAAUAGCUCAAAAUGUAAACAGAGAAACAGCAAUGUCAAAGAAGAGUGAUGAAAUUGGUGCUGUAAGGUGCGACUCUAAGACAGAGAAAAAGUCUGUCACACUGUUGACAACCAUUUACCUUUUUGUUGUUGUAAAGGGAAAACUGUGGCUGAUUCAAAAAGUGAACUCUGGAAAGAAAUAGCAGACAUUCUUCGGCAACUCACUGAGACAUAAUCAUACGCAUUAGCAUCAAGCUAUCUUGUAAUUCAUCUUAAUGUUUAGGGAGAUGAACAAUAAUAGUAUGAGACUGUAAAUACAGUAUGUUUGUUUACAAUCUUUCCAGCCGCUCUACCUUCUAAAUCUCAGCACAUCAGUCACAAUGACUGAUUGUGGACUUUGUGUAGUCUGUGAUUAUGUCGGUCAAGUCUAGGCACAAAUUAAAGCUCUGUGAUCAUCGUAACACACAAAAAAAUCAUGUGGUCUUACCUUGGCUUAAAGUUACCUGAAAAUGAAGUCAAAAUUUUCAGGCCUCUAUACAGAACUUGGAUGCUACAUAUUUGUGAGGUAGAGUUAUGAUUUCCGUAAUUAUUCUUAAAUUUAAUUUAAUACUUUUAAAUUUAACAAUAAACCUGAAGUUGACUUCCAAGACAUAUCUCUCUCCCCCUUUUGUCUUAAUUUGGUUACUUACAACUCUCUUGGUGUUAAAAAAAAAGUUAAAAGACAAAAAUGUAAACAUACCAUGAACAUAGAAGUGUAAAAACUUGCAACAAUGUGUGUCUUUGUCUCAAAAGUUCUAAGAUGUGUUUUUGAAUGAGUGCAUGAACAAUGCAAAAAAGAAAAAAAAAAAAAAAUAGA
Molecule: messenger RNA, 2285 nt
Organism: Cheilinus undulatus (humphead wrasse)
Lineage: Eukaryota; Metazoa; Chordata; Actinopteri; Labriformes; Labridae
Product: zinc finger protein 583-like
Exons: 2
Coding region: 241-1368 (375 amino acids)
Biological process (GO): regulation of transcription by RNA polymerase II
Molecular function (GO): DNA-binding transcription factor activity; RNA polymerase II cis-regulatory region sequence-specific DNA binding
Source: RefSeq, a predicted model, not a curated record